Messenger RNA from Annulohypoxylon maeteangense, 1201 nucleotides. RefSeq lists its product as uncharacterized. The transcript has a single exon. Bases 236 to 628 code for a protein of 130 amino acids. The record is from RefSeq and is a predicted model, not a curated record. NCBI's taxonomy places the organism in Eukaryota, Fungi, Ascomycota, Sordariomycetes, Xylariales, Hypoxylaceae.
UGGUACCAUAGAUGAUUAUGGAAUUCGCAUAUGCGACAAUAUCAAGCAAGUAUGCCUCGAAAAAGCGACAGGUCCCAAGAACUAUAACAAUUCAAACUUAAUAACACAUUGUCCGGACUUUGCUUGGCCGCCAAUUCGGCCCCUAUCUCUCCUUAGCCAGCUGUGUGAGGUGUGUACCCUCGUUUGCUGCCGCGAUGACGAACAAGUUGGUCUAAUCUGUCCGAAGCUUCGAGGGAUGAGACUCGAUGGAGAGGAAGACGUGGAAGAAUGGACGAAAGAGAGCUACGAAUAUAACAACUGGGCAGCGAGGCUAAGCGAGAUACCUCAUCGUCACGUCACUUUGCGUAUCCCCUACUGCAACCUUUGCAACAUGCCCAUAUACUUUACAAGAAAGAAUAACGAGUAUGAGAACGUGGACAACGUUGUAUUCGGAAUUGAAGGGAUCGAAUUCGAGUUCAACUCAAUUUUAUGGAAGUGGCUGUAUCUGACAGAUCGAAAGCAUGCAUUGGCCGUGCGACUUUCGACUGGCUUCCUGAAUAAGCCUUGUUCAGCUUGCGUCGAGAAAGAGUGCCUUAUGCGCGCGGGGACAUCUAAAUUCAUCGAAACCUGCAAUCGGAAAGGGGCUUAGAAGGUCUGGUCCUGGUUGUCGAUUCGAUGCGUGGGAUUAGCUGAUUUCUGGGAGCCCGAUACAGUCAUACACCCUAAUCCAGACUCCAAUCCUCCACAAAACAAAGAAUACAUGGAUCUGUUGAGCAAGAGCUGGAAAGCAAGGACUGGGGUAUCAUUUACGGAUAUUUUGACCUAUGAUCUAGGGGACGUCUCUCUCCCCUACACUCCUCACGAGGCUCCUUUUGAGAGUUUGUCGCAGUGGAACAGUUUUCUUGGGGCUCGCGACGCUUCAAUCCCGAUAAUCGAGUCUCCCCCAAAUCCCUUAGACCUUAAGGAACUUGUCGUCGAAAUCGACCUUGAUGACGAAUGAUGUUCUAGUCUGGCCCUAAUCAGAUAUGUCAACAAUCGAAUCUUAUCACGCUCUUCCCGGCGAUAUUAACGCGGCUUAUGGUAUUUACUCGAAUUCCUAAAUGGAAGUUAAUGGCGACUUUGGAAUUGGUAUCGCAAUCCUGCCUCUUCAUGGCCCUGUCGCCGAUGAUGAUAAUAAACGACGCAUAAACUUCAUCUAUAUAGCGGUGUUGUAGAUAAAUGA